AGAUGCGAACAAAUGAUUUUGAACCUGAAAUUUGCUCAAAAUAAAGUUUGGACCCAAAUGGGACAAGUUUUGAACCAGAACGCAUUUCUUUGCGUUUUUACUAUGGUGUUUUCAUGAUGUCAGGAAGAAGUACAACUCGAGCAGAACACACCAGUUCUUAUGUAUCGCCGACUAUUUCGCCGAAAUUAGGGACUUCCCAAACACAAUCGUCAAUGUAUGGCACCUCUGUACAAAAUAGCCCACCUGUUCGAGACUCUGCAACUUUAAAAGGUGUGAAUUACAGUGGCGCAGGUCAUGAGAAAUAUCCGUCGUGGCCGACGGCGGCCGCAGCCGAUAUACCAUUGGCAGUCAGAGGCCCUGUUACAGGAGGGUCACAUCGUUCCAAAAGCUGGACGGACCAUACCAACUACCCGAAGGAACAAGCACCAAUUCCAAUGAGGCCCUACAUGAAGAGGUCGCACGCCGCUUCUGUGGGAUCCAACACCCAGCACCUGAAAACGGUGAUGGAAAGAUCGGAGCAGAGUCGUAUCGUCACAACUACUUCUGAAGGCAUCUCUUCAACUUAUGAGCAAUUUGAUAGUACCAGGCUAAUACCUAUUCAUGAUGAACCUGAAAAAAGAAGCAGCAGCCCACCUGAACGUGAUACUGACCAGAUGUCGUUACGAGGAUUGUCCAAAAAGGAUUUGGAGUCCUAUAAUACGUCAUAUGCAGAAUCCACUAUUUCACAGGAUACCGGAAAGUUUUCUCCGACCAGUUCCCAGUUGACCAGGGCCGAGUUGGAAGAAUACACGAGGACCUACGAUGAGGUCCUUGCAACCCAACACGUUAAACAAUCAUCAUAUGCCCAAUCUGAAGGAUACCAUAGUUAUGUCUCCAGUACGGAUAGUAUGUCCACUCCUUUUCUUGACAGGUUAAGAAGAGACAGUGCCUUAAAUACCUUAUCUGGAGAAAAUGUUUCUAGGGAAGGACGUGACAGUGUGGCAACAAUUCAUUCUUGCAGCGAUAGUGUCGUCACUUCAAAUUCGGGCAGUUCUAGUGAAACGUUAAAAUGGCAUGGGUCUAUGAGUGACGUCUCUGUUGCCAGCAGUUCCAUGGGGACAGCAACUUCAAGAUCUCACAUUGCACAUAGUGCCAGAGUUAAAACUCCACAAAGACACAAUUCAGAAAGCAUUUUGUUAAUUAAUGGAGCACCAGCUAAUGGUGCUCCUGAAGAACCGACAAAACCUAGGACCAGAUUGGAUCGACAGAACUCCAAAUUGUUUCCAGUUAGCACGUAUAUGGUUAAACCUACUACGAAUGGUCAAGAGAAUAAAGCUCCAAGAUCACCUCCUCACCAAGUUCAACCAAGUGUUGCCGAACGCAUAAAUGAACUUGAGCGGCAACAAUCGACCAGAUAUUCUUUUCUAGGACCAUCCAAACGUCACAAAAUCUCAGACCCUGCUUUAAAAGCUAUUCAGAAAAAAGCUUUGCUUUCAUUUUACGAAAGACAUAACUCCAACAAUGGCAAGAACACAAAUUCCAGCACUGGGCAAAAUCAAAACACAUCACCGACGAAUCAUUCCAGAAAUGAAUCGAUUGUUAGUAAUAAUGUGAAUGUGAUUAAUGGCAAUGAUCCUAGUGGAAGGCAGGUGGGUUCAGGAAAGGACUCCUGGAGAAGUGAACCGCAUUUGGCAAGGCCUUUGCAGGCGCCACCUCCAGUCAAUCAGGCUAUGACUAUGAGACCCAGGACGCAUUCUUCGUCGCAAAGUUUUAGCAGCACCUCGAGGAGAGCUUCCACUGCUUCAGAAUACUCCGGUUGGCGCGAUUCUAAUGGUCAAGAACAAAAGUCAUCAACGCGUACUGAGCCCAAACAGCCACAUUCACCAGAAAAUCUAAUACCGAACCACGGACGUCAAUCUAGCAUUCCUCAUGAUGCACCUCCACUGGUGCUACCACAGUACGAUCAAUCUUCCUCCUGCAAAGCCUGCAUUGGCGUUAAUAUAAUUCAUACAUGUACGCUGACUCCUAAAUUAAAAGGACCAGUUGUGCUAGGUCCAUCUAUAACAGUGGAUAACUGGGUGCCUCAAAGGCCUCCAAAAAAUCCAGCCUUGAGAAGUAUUUAUCAAAUCGGUAAAACUAGCCCAGAACCGCCUUUACCAAGUCCCCCUACAGUGAUAGAAGACGAAGUUUGUAUAGAAGACGAACCUUUUCCGCCGCCUCCGCCGAAUGUGUUAGAUUGCUGGGACACAAACCAAGUUGUUAAUAAAAGUACGCCUAAGAGAAGUCCAACAGUGCAACCUUCAAGACGGAACAGUUUUGCAAAUGCCAGGGGCAGUCACUUCGAGCAUCGGUUAGCGGACGUCAGAGCUUCUGUGAGACACAAACCGGUUCCGGUGAUACCGCUUCAGGCUAAACCGGAGCAGAGGUCUCCACCGCCGCCUCCUUUGCAACCGAGACAACCUAGGAACCGCAAUGGGAGUCACUCCAAAGCGUCAUACUUGUCACACCGAAGAGAAAACGAUCUGAGUCUUCCUAAUCCUGAUCACGGCAGUUACAAAUUGACUAUAUCACCAUCUGGUGAAUCAUUAGAACGGAAUACAUUGGAAGAUACGUUAAUAGACAACAAAAUGACUACUCUCAUCCAUCACCAUAAUAACAACAGUUGCCAUAAUUUGCUUCAGCGUGUUUCGGCAAGUUUAGGAAGUUUAAAUGGUCUCAACAAGACUGCCGAAACCCUUAUUAAUAAUUUACCGGAUGUCUUGCCGAUGAAUGCAAAAGUUCCAAGAAAUACACGUUCUUCGGCACCUAAUACCUACAUACACCCUGUUGAUAAUCAGGUAAAAUCUGUUAACGGAGGUUCACUAAAAUGUUCGCCUCCUAACACACCAAGAAAUAUCCAACAAUCACGGUUUUCUUUAGAAUCUUCAUUAAGGCAAUACAACAAUAUUAAUAACAAUAUCCAAUCAGCAAGAGUAACACCAAUGCGAACUGAAUAUGUCCAACCUUUGAUUUCUCCAAAACAGGAAGCUAUGUUUACUGAACCUGUUAAACUAGAUUUACCUUUACCAUCACCUGAAAAAGUCAUUUCCGAAGAACUUUUUUCUACCCCAGAAGAUAUCAGUUUAGAAUCAUCUGCGAAUAUAGUAGAGGAGAAAAUUGCAACGACUCCUGUUAAAUGUGAACCUUUACCCGUUCAAUUUGCGGCUAAUUAUAUUGAAGUCACGAAGCAUCUCGUUCAGUCGCCAAUACAAGAAGAAUCCAAGAAUAAUGAAAGUUUUAUGGUUCGAAUGACUGAUCGGGGUUGUAGUCCAGUUCACAGUGACUCUGAAUCUCCAAAGUCUGUCAGAAGCAAUAGAAGUCAUUUAUCCGAUACCCCGAGUCCUAUCCAGAAAGAAAUUGCAGAGGUUCAACCCAUGCAGAGGACUGAAUUGGUUUUAAGGGUCAAUAGUUAUACAAGUGAUGCUGCUUCACAAACUGAAAAAGAAGACUUGUUAACGACGCAGAUGGUAAAAACGCCACUUUUGCCCAGACAAAAAUCUCCGGAAGAGUUGGAUUGCGAAGAACUGUCGAGAGAUUUUGUGAGUCACCUUUCACCAAAUGACCGGUUGCAGAGUAUCUUAGGUUCUUCUCCAGAACAUAAAGAACCAGCGGAUUAUGUAACAGGUUUAUUUCAUUUGGAAAUAUCGCGACCUAUCAAAACUAGACUUUCGUCUAUUUCUGAUAGCAACUCAAAAUCUUGCACAGAUCUAAGUUCACGUUCAAAUAGUCCAGGCAUUUUGAACGAUGACUUGCUUCGCAAAAAGGAUGAGCUGGUAGCACGUUUGGACAGCAAAUUGAGAGUUCUGAGGGCCGAACAGUUGGCUGUAUCAGAUGAACUCACUCUGAAUGAUAAAUUAGGUGUAACUGUACUGGCCAGAGUAGAAAGGUUGGCCUUAGCAUCGGAAGCGGCCAAAUAUAGGCAACAUGUCCAAGAAAUUUCACAAAUCACGGGCCUAUUAUUAGGAUUAUCGAGUCGUUUGGCGAGGGCCGAAAAUAGUUUGCUCUCCAUGUCAUGUUCUAUAACGGAUAAGAGAAAUCUGGAGUUGAAAAGAGACAAACUACAAGAGCAACUAGAAGAAGCAAAACGACUCAAAGAAAACAUUGACAAACGCAGCAAAACAGUGUCACAAAUGUUAACGAAAUAUUUAAGCAAUGAAGAAUAUGCUGAUUAUGAUCAUUUUAUAAAUAUGAAAGCAAAAUUAAUAAUGGAUUCACGUGAAAUUGCUAAUAAAAUUCAAUUAGGUGAAGAGCAGCUGCAUGCUCUUAAUGAGCAUGUUUAAAUAUUUUGUUAAUUUACAUUCGUCUGUAUCCAAUAACUUAUUUUAUUUGAUAUAUUAUAUCUUUUAAGCCUAUUGACACUUGCCCCAGGAGUAUUAAAAAAACAUACGCUUAUGAUAGUUAAGUUCAUUGGUGCACGAUUUCUAGAAGAGCACCAUUCAACAUUUUUCUGUUUAAAAAUAUUGUUUAUAGUUUUAGAGUAAUUUUAUUUCAAGGUGCCUUUGCCUAGUCUCUAUUUUUUCUAAGCCUAAUGAUGUAGUUUAUUUAAUGUUUAAUAAGUCACACAUCGUUGAUGAAAGGAAGUCGAUUUUUAAUAAUUGUGAUCACUUUCAUACAUUGAGAUUGAUCAGUUAUGGGAAAUUGAUUAUCUAAAACCUAUGUGUCGUGCUUGGCUAUGCUGUGAUUGAAAAUUGUUCAUGUAUAUAUUUGACUAAACGAAAUUGGAAUGUUUUGUGCAAACAUUAUAAUGUGUGAAUUUUAAAGUUUAUUUUUUUAUUGGUAUUGAUGACUGGUAACCCUGAUAUAAAGUUUGAUCAAGGUGAAUUCAGAACAAGUAAGCUUUUGGGCAUUCUAGAACUGUAGAACAUGCCAUGUUAUUUAUUACAUGAUAUUUGGUUUUGUAGAACUACAAUAUAUUAUCAAACCGGACCAAAAGUUUUCUGUGUUGUAUUUUUUGUAAUAUAUUUAACUUGUUUCCUGUGCAUAAUAAGAUACAAAGGGCAAAGCUCAUAAUGUAUUCUUUAAUAAUAAUAAUAAAACAAAUGAAAUUAAAAUAUUAAACCGGUUUUACCAUUUUUUUAUUCACUCGUUUUACUAUAGAUAAUAAAACAAUGAAUGAAAGUCACUGAAUUUGAUAUUUAAAUCUUUAGCCCAUAUACUAUGUUGUAAAUAUACAUUUUAUUUAAUU
This is a messenger RNA of Ctenocephalides felis (cat flea), 5203 nucleotides long. RefSeq names its product protein Shroom-like. Lineage: Eukaryota; Metazoa; Arthropoda; Insecta; Siphonaptera; Pulicidae. The coding region runs from base 114 to 4298 and encodes 1394 amino acids. Gene Ontology annotation, molecular function: actin filament binding. The transcript is spliced from 14 exons. The record is from RefSeq and is a predicted model, not a curated record. Gene Ontology annotation, cellular component: cortical actin cytoskeleton; adherens junction; apical plasma membrane. Gene Ontology annotation, biological process: actin filament organization.